AGGAGGGCGGGUCAUUGCCCAUAGCAGUCGAGCAGGAUAUUGCAAAGCGGAGAAAAGCUAAGCGGAAAUCGACUUAGUUUAAGGAAAGCUGCUCAAAGCGGUUUGAUUCAUUUGUCGAGGCCGCAUGAUAUAAAGACCUCUAACAAUGGUGAAGAUUUUUGUGGGAAACCUUCCCAGAGAGGCGGACCAGGAGGAAAUCAAGGCACUGUUUUCUGAGCAUGGCACAGUCACAGAAUGUGCCAUCAUAAAGAACUAUGCCUUCAUCCACAUGGAUGACCGCAAGGCCGCCACCAAGGCCAUUAAGGUCCUGCACCUCCACAAGCUUCACGGCACACCGAUCAACGUGGAGGCCAGCCAUGGGAAGAACCAGGGCUCAGUCAAACUCCACGUAGCUAACGUAGAAAAGGGCGCAGACGACGAGCUCCGUGCUCUCUUUGAAGAGUACGGCUCAGUCACAGAGUGUGCUGUAGUCAAGAAUUUUGCUUUUGUUCACAUGUCCAACUCUGACGAGGCCAUGGAUGCCAUCAAGGGAAUGGACAACACUGAAUUUCAAGGCAAACGCAUCCAUGUCCAGAUUUCUAAGAGCCGUCCCCGACAUGACGAACGGGAGGACUACCCUCCUCCUCCCCCAGACAGGGGUGGCUAUUGGCCUCCUCACUACCCAGGAGAGAGGCACGAGCCUCCCCCACCGGGCUAUAUGAGAGGCCGCCUCGGCCCCAUGCCCCCAGGUUACCCCGCUCCUCCUCUGCCGCCCCCACCGCCUAGACGAGCAGUUUAUCCUGAACGUCCCUACGAGGGGGACAGAGAAAGAUACGGCGUUGUAGAUUACUAUGAAAAAUACAGAGCUCGUCCGUAUGGCAUGGCUCCCUACGAGGACCAGCGUGCCGGCGCCCCUCCUCCUCCCCCUCCCCCCUCAGCCGUCGCCCGAGACCGUCUUAUGCCCUCGCCGCUUGACCCGUAUGAGCGUCGUCCCCUCCCACCACCCCCGGCUUCGUACUACCCCCGAGAUCGCAGUCCUCUAAGGAGGGCGCCCGCCGUGCCAAUGCCCCCCGCUAAUAACGGCUUCCCCUACGAGCGGUCUCGUCUCAGUCCGGUUUCCCGAGUCCCGGGAUACGGAGUUCCACGCCCCAGGGACCCCUACGCAGAGCGGCUGCCUCCGCCACCACCUGCCCGAUAUGCUUAUUAAGCAAGGCCCAGGCACGUAAAGGAUCGUCGUCGACUGCGUCGCCGCUCGCCGCCUCCUGAUGCUCGUGAAACUAUCCUCUCGUCUGUGGCUGAGCGCGUUGCGUUCCACUGCGAUGCUCACAGGAGGAACCGAAUUACAGACGUCCACGUCUGAUUUUUCUUUUAUUAAUUUGGGACAGUUUUUACUCGCCCUCCCUCCUCUGGUUGUUUUAGUUUGUCAUUGUGCUGUAGUAUUAUUUUUUUAUGCUUGACGUCUGAAUUAGGCGUUUUUUUAUUUAGUACAUUUACGUUUAAAAAAAAUCGUGUUCUGAUGUUGUGUGUGACCGUAGAAAGCUGCUGAUUUCCGCAGCAGACUAGGCGAUACUUAUGGUUGUAGAUUUAAAUGGACUAAAUCAUGUUAGAAAUUAGAUCUAAUCUGCACGUCGUUUCCAUUAUGUUACGCUUUCCCAUCGAGAAAAAAAAAAAACGCCA
This is a messenger RNA of Pungitius pungitius (ninespine stickleback), 1656 nucleotides long. RefSeq names its product RNA-binding protein 4B-like. Gene Ontology annotation, molecular function: mRNA binding. NCBI's taxonomy places the organism in Eukaryota, Metazoa, Chordata, Actinopteri, Perciformes, Gasterosteidae. Gene Ontology annotation, cellular component: nucleus. The record is from RefSeq and is a predicted model, not a curated record. The transcript has 4 exons. Bases 146 to 1186 code for a protein of 346 amino acids.